AUGAUCCAACUACGCGACUCGGUCUUCUUCGCGGAGAAUGGCGGACCGAGAACCCCAGAUUACGCAGACGGAGAGCCUCGUCGCGUGUUACCCGAUCAUCGGUACCCAAUCACUUCCUCAAACAGGGUCCCCGGAAUUGCGGAGGUCUAUGUCACAGUGAAAUGCAUGUGGAAGCCUCAUGCAAGAGCGGCAGUCGUUGUCACAUUGCGUGCACAGGGCCAUCAGCCGUAUCUGCUCCACCAUGGCAAUCUCGGGGGAACAUCGGGAUACAUUCACGGUGUCAACCUCAGAGACGAUGAUUUAGGAGAUUACCUAGCAUAUCCAGUCAACGAAGAGAUCGAGGUACCUACACAGGGACUUAAACACCACGAGAUAUUGCCGCACCAGUACUUAUAG
Molecule: messenger RNA, 396 nt
Organism: Penicillium paradoxum
Lineage: Eukaryota; Fungi; Ascomycota; Eurotiomycetes; Eurotiales; Aspergillaceae
Exons: 3
Coding region: 1-396 (131 amino acids)
Source: RefSeq, a predicted model, not a curated record